Molecule: messenger RNA, 828 nt
Organism: Zymoseptoria tritici IPO323
Lineage: Eukaryota; Fungi; Ascomycota; Dothideomycetes; Mycosphaerellales; Mycosphaerellaceae
Product: 40S ribosomal protein S27
Exons: 3
Coding region: 174-422 (82 amino acids)
Biological process (GO): ribosomal small subunit assembly; translation
Cellular component (GO): cytosolic small ribosomal subunit; ribosome
Molecular function (GO): structural constituent of ribosome; RNA binding
Source: RefSeq, a predicted model, not a curated record
CCGACACACGUGACGCCAAGAAUUGCCACUUCCCCACGGCUCACACUUGCAAAUCUCAUCGCCACUGCUUCACCUCUGCACCCCCAGCGCACUGCAUCGCCAAUUCAACCACACCACGGUCAAACCAUCGAACCGAAGCACAAUCAACCAACACUCAUCAAAACACCGCAAUCAUGGUUCUCGCCGUCGAUCUCCUCAACCCAACGCCUCAGGCUGAGGCCCGCAAGCACAAGCUGAAGACCCUCGUCCCAGGCCCACGCUCAUUCUUCAUGGACGUCAAGUGCCCCGGCUGCUUCACCAUCACCACUGUCUUCUCGCACGCACAAACCGUCGUCGUCUGCGCCGGCUGCUCCCAGGUCCUCUGCCAGCCCACCGGUGGCAAGGCCCGCUUGACCGAGGGCUGCUCAUUCAGGAGGAAGUAGAGGCUGCGCUGCACGGGAACAAGGGACGGAAGGGAAGAAGAACAUGAGUGGAUGGAAGACUCGAGCACAUACUGCAUGGAUGGGAAGAUCACCGCUGUGGAAUAUGAAAAGUUCGACACAUACCCUCGGCUGAAAAUUUUCUUCUCGUCAUACACCGACCCGAGCAACACGAAUAUGCGCGCGGAUUGCUUUUGAGGGCUUUGCAGAUGAGGAAACGGCGUUCAAUUGUGAUGCAUUGGAGGUGAGAUGGCGUGGUGCGUUUUUCUUAGCGAGGCGAGCUCGGGCAUGUUUCUGAUUAUGGGAGCUGCUGCUGGGUGAGGACCCAGACACCGCGCAUCGAGGAGGCCUACCCUUGCGUGGUACUGUCAGUGUACUUCAAAAAUACAAAUCAAAAACAUUCACCAAC